Messenger RNA from Beta vulgaris subsp. vulgaris (sugar beet), 3158 nucleotides. Its product is annotated as diacylglycerol kinase 2. Gene Ontology annotation, molecular function: ATP-dependent diacylglycerol kinase activity. The transcript has 9 exons. The record is from RefSeq and is a predicted model, not a curated record. The coding region runs from base 375 to 2516 and encodes 713 amino acids. Lineage: Eukaryota; Viridiplantae; Streptophyta; Magnoliopsida; Caryophyllales; Amaranthaceae.
CGAAUACAUUACGGUGCCAUAAAAGUCAUAGAAGGUCACCCACCACCACACCACACCAGUCACCACGCCCUCCUCAGUCCUCCUCCCUCAAAUAUUGCCGUGUUAAUUGCGCACUAAACCUUCGUUUUCUUUUGACAAAGCACUUUUUAUAAAUAUUAUUAAUUUUACACUCUUAAUACACUAUUUUUACCGCCAAUUCAAAUAUCAUUCUAAUAUUCUUCUCUUCACGCUUUCUCUCUCUUCUCUCUUUCUAGAUUCUCGCUUUCUUCUCCUUUCUCACGUAUUCUUCGCCAGGUUAUGUUGAAAUCUGUUAUGGGAGACUUUCUUAUAUACACUUUAUAAUCAAAGCCUGAUUUGUGCAAGUCAGAUACAAAAUGCUUGACUUUGAUUUUUCAAUCUCAAGGCUAUUAGCUAUAUCAGAUUCUUUUGGCCCUGAUGUAUUGGGAUGGCUGGUUACUGGAUCAUUUGGACUUUUAGCUCUUGUGUUUGCACUUCUUAAAUGGCAGAGAAGAACAUCUCUAAAUUGGGUUAAAGCUGCUGCUAGAGCAAAGAAAAAAGCAUGGAAAAAGCUAAAAGUUCCAUUUUCAAAUCAUACAUGGGCUGAAGAUUAUGGUUCUGGUGAACAGCUGUCCACAUGUUGUGUUUGCCUGACUUCUUUGUCAUUUUCACAGAAUUUAGGGACAAAGACAGUGUUCCACACCCCUGUUCAUCGUUGUGCUGUUUGUGGUGUAGCCGCACACUUCUAUUGCUCUCAGUAUGCAGCAAAGGAUUGUAAAUGUUUUGCUCAAGCUGGUCAUAGCCAUGUGCAACACCAUUGGUCAGAAAGAUGGUUUAAGAUGGAUGAUAAUCCUGACACUUCUGCAUUUUGUUCUUAUUGUGAUGAGCCUUGUGGUGUACCUUUGCUUGACGCUUCUCCUACAUGGCACUGUAUGUGGUGUCAGCGCCUCAUACACGUCACUUGUCAUGCUAAGAUGUCCAAAGAAUCAGGGGAUAUCUGUGAUCUGGGUCCUCACAGAGGUAUUAUUCUUUCUCCUCUGUGUGUGAAAGAAACUGAUAUAAAAUCCAUGAGAAGUUUAAGCUCAAUUAGAGAAGAAAUGAUAGCAUCUACUGUCCGUGGGGAGAUGCGGCGGAGGCGGCAUCGAAACAGAAAUGGAUCAAGUCGUAGUCUUAGUGGCAAGGUUGAGGAUGUCCCGGCUUCUGAUUCCCCACUUGGUUAUGUGCUUAAAGGUAUAACUUCUUUGAAAAAAUGCUACAGUGAGAAAAACUUUGACUCUUUGUCUAGAACUAGCAAAGUUUCUGGCUCAAAGGGAACCAAUCUUGGAUUGAUAAAGAAAAAGGGUGGGACAGUAACAUAUGGCCAAACCAAGAAAUACAAGUUAGUAGACUUGUCGAAGGAUGCUAGACCUAUUUUAGUGUUUAUAAAUACUAGAAGUGGUGCGCAAAAUGGCCCUUCUCUCAGGAGGAGACUGAACAUGCUGUUAAAUCCUGCACAGGUGUUUGAAUUGAAUUCUUCCCAGGGUCCUGAGGUUGGUCUGAAGUUGUUUAGCAAUGUGCCAAAUUUUAGAGUAUUAGUAUGUGGUGGAGAUGGUACUGUUGCAUGGGUUCUUGAUGUAAUUGAGCAUUUUAAUUUCGAGUCACCUCCACCUGUUUCUAUUCUUCCGUUGGGCACCGGAAACGAUCUCUCAAGGGUCCUACAAUGGGGAGGGGGCUUUUCAAAAGUUGAUGGACCUGGUUUAAGCAAUAGUUUACAUGAAGUUAAUCAUGCAGCUGUUACAAUGGUGGAUCGCUGGAAAGUUAAUAUUAAAGAAGAAAACCUGAGUGACAAUUCAGAUAGAUUGCGCUCAAAAUUUAUGAUGAACUAUCUAGGUAUUGGAUGUGAUGCCAAGGUUGCAUAUGAAUUUCAUGUGAACCGGGAGGAAAAUCCUGAGAAAUACUAUAGUCAGUUUGUGAACAAGUUGCGGUACGCCAAGGAAGGUGCCAGAGACAUGAUGGACAGGGCUUGUGCAGAUUUACCGUGGCAAGUUUGGCUUGAAGUAGAUGGGAAAGACAUCCCGAUUCCGAAGGAUGCGGAAGGUCUGAUAGUUCUCAAUAUUAGUAGCUACAUGGGUGGUGUAGAUCUUUGGCAAAGUGAUGGUGAGCAUGAUGAUCAUUUCACUCGUCAAUCGAUGCAUGAUAAGAUGCUUGAGGUUGUAUGCGUCUCCGGAGCAUGGCACCUUGGAAAAUUGCAGGUUGGUCUUUCUCAAGCCAGGAGGAUGGCCCAAGGGAGUGUUAUAAAAAUACAUAUUUCCAGCGCUUUCCCUGUUCAGAUAGAUGGGGAACCAUUUAUUCUACAGCCUGGCUACCUAGAAAUAACACACCAUAAGCAGGUGUUUAUGUUAAGGAAGGCAUCUGAAGAACCUAGAGCCCAUGCAGCUGCAGUGAUGUCCGAGGUUUUGUUUGAUGCUGAGUCUAAAGGAAUUAUCAACUCCUCCCAGAAGAGAACACUUAUUGAACAGAUAGCUCUUCGUCUCUCAUAGUCCUUCCUCGUGCUCUUUCGGAAUUGGCUUUGGUGCACGUCAGACUUGCUUCUCGACGAAACUUCCCGCGUUGGUAGUCAAGUAUAUACAAAAAUAUACAAAGGUACAUUUUUUUGCCCAAAUGGAUAUAGAGAUUUUGGUGUGUUGAUAGUAUCCAUAUUACCAUAUAGGUUUUGAGUCUAAGUAGAUAAUUCUAAUUGUGUAAAGAAUUUGAUUUACAUAGAGUACUGAUGCCUAGACGGUUUGCAGAGUGUAUAAACUUGUAUUCUUCUACACAUUAACCAAAUGAUUCUCUCUUGCUGCUGUAAUGUUGGUCCCUCCCCCGUUCUGAUCUGCUUCAGUCUGUUUCAUCCGGUCUUUUGUUUAAGUAAUGGGAAAGUGGGCUGGUAGAUAGAAGAACUCUUUGACCAUUACUCGCGAUUGGUAGGGUCGUCUAUGAAGGUCUGCAAAUUGCAAGAUGAUCGGAAGCACAAGGUCUCUGAUUUCAAAUGGCCCAACAAUGUGAAAUUUACUGUUUGAGUUAGCCACUUGCUUCAUACUCACAAUUUAAGUCCUUCACUGUUUAUGCAUUUCUGUGUUUAGAAUUGUGUAUAAUAUAUUUUUUUGUUAGGGUCCAAUUUAUAUGAUUAGCGGUUAGCACAA